This is a messenger RNA of Megachile rotundata (alfalfa leafcutting bee), 4013 nucleotides long. RefSeq names its product putative ATP-dependent RNA helicase DHX34. Lineage: Eukaryota; Metazoa; Arthropoda; Insecta; Hymenoptera; Megachilidae. Gene Ontology annotation, molecular function: RNA binding; ATP binding; helicase activity. Gene Ontology annotation, cellular component: intracellular anatomical structure. The record is from RefSeq and is a predicted model, not a curated record.
UUUUUAUUGGAAGCUGAAUAAACGUCCGGCAAAUUAAUAUGGAAUGUGAAUAAUAUUAUGUGAAUUAUUAUGUGAAUAACAUUACAGGAAAGUUUUAUACAUUGUAUGUCAAUUAUAUAAUGAUAUACAUCGUAUUAUUUACAUAAUACUGUAGACUUUGAAGAUCAUGGUAUGAUAGUAAAUACAUUCAAGUAUAUAUAUUUUGUAUGUAACGUUCAAAAAAUAAUAGAUGUUACUGUAUGACAUUGUUCAUUUGUGCAAUAAUUGCAGUUGAUAAUAAAGAUUUAAUAAAUGAAAUUGGUGUUAAUAUCAUGUUUGUAAAGAAUACACAAAAAUGUUUGUAUAUCUUUAAGGUUAUGGUAUGAAAACGCCUUUUAUACAGUAUGAAUUCACAGCACGAUUUUGCUAGCAAAAGUAAACGUGAAUAUCAAUAUGAUGAUAGACGAAAAAGAAAGAAAAGUCAUAGUUCAAAAUCACCGCUUAAAAUAAGAUAUAAUCAAGAAAUUAUAUCAACUGACAAAGAAAGCAAUUUUUCUCAAGUAACUUAUAAAUCUGAUCAAAGUUUCAACAACUUUUAUUUUAGUAAAUACAAAUAUGAAUUGAACAAAAUGUUCUCAGGAAAUUUAAGUAUAGUACAGGAUACUGAAGACUUUUGGAAAUUUGUUAAUAAAUAUGAAACUGUGCAAAAGAAACUUAAUACUCCUGAUACUUCAAUUGAUUUUUCAUUAAAUGAUAUCAGUGUACCAAAAAUAUAUCAUAAAUUACACUGUAUUAAUUUUAAACUAAGUUCAAAUUUUAAUGAGUUAUUUGCACGUGUUCCACCGACUGAAACAUUAACAAAGAAUCAAUUACUAAGGUUUCAGAAUAUAAUUAUUUUAUACUUAGAUUUUAAACAGAAAGAAAAAUUUGCAAAACUAAAAAAACUUAGAGAAUCUCAAACAAAUUUACCAGUUCAUCAAUACAAGCAAGAGAUUACAGAGACAAUAAAAAAAGAGAGAGUAGUUAUUAUAGCUGGUGAUACUGGUUGCGGAAAGUCCACGCAAGUGCCACAGUAUUUAUAUUCAGCAGGGUUUCAAAAAAUUGCUUGUACACAACCUAGGAGAAUAGCUUGUAUAUCAUUAGCUAAGCGUGUUGCUUUUGAAACACUCACUGAGAAUUGUAAUGAGGUUGGAUAUCAAAUUCGUUUUGAGAAACAAAGAAAUCAAAAUACUAAAAUUACUUUUAUAACAGAAGGUCUUUUAUUGAGACAGCUGUCUGGAGAAUCUAAUUUGUUACCUUAUGAUGUCAUUGUUUUGGAUGAAGUGCAUGAACGUCAUUUACAUGGAGACUUUCUUCUUGGCAUUAUGAAGUGCAUUAUUAAUCAAAAACAUGACCUAAAAUUAGUCCUUAUGUCUGCUACUAUUAAUAUUGAGCUCUUUAGUAAUUAUUUUGCAAAAGAGGAUGUUAAAAUAAUUCAGGUUCCUGGACGAUUGUAUCCUAUUCAACUAACAUAUAGACCUAUUACAAUAGAAGAUUUUCGAUACAAGAAUGAUAGAUUCAAUCCAAGCCCUUACAUACAAAUAAUGCAAAUGAUUGAUCAGAAAUAUCCAGCUGAUGAAAAGGGUGAUUUAUUGAUAUUUUUAAGUGGAAUGAGUGAAAUUACUGCAGUUGUUGAUGCAGCAAAAGAAUAUAGUCAGAAGAAGAAUAAUUGGGUUGUCUUACCACUUCAUAGUACUUUAGCUAUCAGUGAACAAGAUAAAGUAUUUGAUUAUGCACCUGAAGGAGCGAGAAAAUGUAUAGUAUCUACUAAUAUAGCUGAAACUUCUAUUACUAUAGAUGGAAUUAGAUUUGUUUGUGAUAGCGGGAAAGUAAAAGAAAUGAGUUAUGAUCCAUCAUGCAAAAUGCAACGAUUGAAAGAAUUUUGGAUUAGCAAAGCUAGUGCAGAACAACGAAAAGGAAGAGCUGGUAGAACUGGACCUGGAGUCUGUUAUAGAUUAUACUCGGAAGAAGAAUAUAUGGCAUUAGAAAAAUACUCAACUCCAGAAUUACAACGUGUGCCUUUAGACUCUUUACUUUUACAAAUGAUAGCUAUGGGGCUUCCAGAUGCGCGAAAAUUUCCUUUUAUAGAACCGCCACCGUCAGAAAGUAUAGAAAAUUCAAUUUUGUCUUUGAAAGAACAUGGUGCCCUCACGGAUAAUGAAAAAAUAACAUGUAUCGGGAAAACACUUGCACGUUUACCUGUCGAUAUAACAAUAGGGAAAAUGUUAAUAAUGGGUUCGGUUUUUCAUCAAGUAGAACCAGUAUUAUCCCUUGCUGCUGCUUUAAGUAUACAAACACCAUUUACGAAUAGAGCAUAUAGGGAUUCAGAAUGUGAGACAUCUAGAAAAAAAUUGGAAUCUGAUCAUGGUGACCCAAUAACAUUACUAAAUGCAUUUAGAGAAUGGUUAGAAGUGAAACAGCAAAAUUCCCAAGAAUCUAGAGGUACUGGUACUAGCAGCAGAAAGUGGUGUAAAAGAAGAGGCUUGGAGGAACAAAGAUUUUAUGAAAUGAUAAAAUUAAGAGCACAGUUUAAAGAAUUACUUCAGGAUUGUAAUUUAUUAAAAAAUCUUCCAGAACCAAACUCUUCUAUGAGCAGUGCAGAACGUGCAAUAAGACAUGGAGAAUUAAAGCUCCUAAAGUCCUUAAAAAGAACUUAUAAACAAAGCGAACCUAGAAAGCGGAAACAAUUAAAGUUAGAAUCAUUUGAUAUACAAUUAGAAGAUAAUGAUAACGAUGACAAAGAAAUUGAUAUAAAGGAUGUUGAAUUCCGUAUGAGAAAUGAUCCCAAUCAAGUUCAAAAUUUAUUGAUAGCAGCUAGUGCAUGUAGUUACAAAGACUUAACAAUGUUAAAAUUAAUAUUAUGCAGUGGCUUAUAUCCGCAGUUUGCAUGUGCAGAUGAAUUUAAUUAUUGUAAGUCAAUGAGUGAACAAUUAUUUCAUACAAAAGCGAAACCAUAUAUUGCCUUACAUCCAAUGAGUUUUUUUGGAAAUCAUCCACAAGUACUACAACUAGAAGAAACUGAUAUUGUAUCGAUACCAGGAUACAAAAGCAAAAGUCCGGUCAGUCCGAAACAUACAAUAUUAGCAUAUUUAUCUCUUUUAGAGACGACAAAGCCUUAUUUAGUGAAUACACUUCGAAUGCCUGCUGCGCAAACGUUACUUUUAUUCGCACGUGAAAUUGAUACAAAUAGUACAUUUUCAAUAAUUGUAUGUGAUUCAUGGUUAGCGUUAGAAUUUCCAGUUCCUGAUAGUGGUCAAACGUUAUUAAUGAAAGCUACAAAAUUACGGUAUAAAUGGGACUUUUUAUUAAAUCAACGAUUACAAGAUCCAAACACGAAUGAUAGUGAGAAACAAGAUUUUAGCGAAAUUGAAUACACUCUUACUCAAGAAUUGAUUGACUAUAUGCAUACCACAAUUCCAUAUACAUUAAAACGACUUUUACCAGCUGAUCUUAAAACAAUAUAUACGGGAAGUAAUGAAAAUAACAUAUCAAUAGAUUCCAAUCCAUUUCAAUCUGAUUUUGUGGUAAUUCCCAAUUUAAUAAAAGGAGGAGUUUAUGUAACAAAUAUUAUUACAUAUAAUUGUGUGAGGGAAACAGAAUGGAGUGAUAAGCUUUCUUUAGAAAUGUCAGAAACAGAAUGGCAAUGUCAGAAUUGUAAUAUGCAAGCAAUUCUUACAAGUAUACAGAAAUUGCAGCAUCAACAGUCUUGUAAUAAACAGCAAACAAAUGAAACUGAGAAACGUUCCAACAAUGUUAAACGUAAAUCUAAUGCACAAGCUUACGAUUGCCCGGAUUGUGCACAAACACUAUAUCUGACACCAAUUGAAAUACUUAAACACAGGAAGUCACAUAUUAAAUAAACCUUUUUAUACUAUAAAAAUACAUUUUGUAUUUGAUAUACAUAUAUGCAAUCGUGUAUUUACAUCAGUUACAAAGCAAUAAAAGUAUUAUAAUAUUUAUAUGUACAUAUAUAAAUAAUAAAUAUUUAAAUUUUU